This is a messenger RNA of Beauveria bassiana ARSEF 2860, 615 nucleotides long. Its product is annotated as zinc knuckle protein. The record is from RefSeq and is a predicted model, not a curated record. The transcript has 2 exons. The coding region runs from base 1 to 615 and encodes 204 amino acids. Lineage: Eukaryota; Fungi; Ascomycota; Sordariomycetes; Hypocreales; Cordycipitaceae. Gene Ontology annotation, molecular function: zinc ion binding; nucleic acid binding.
AUGGACUUUGACCAAGCGUCUGUAGAUGCUGCUAUGCAGGCCCAAGAAGCGAAGCGCAAAGCGGCGCUUGAACAGCACGCGACUGGCGACACGCACUGGGUUCUGAACACAAAAUUCGAGAAGUCGCUCACUGGGAAGCCUUCUAAAGUACCGCGCAAGAUUGUCUACGUUGGCUAUGGCGACAUAGACUCUGAGAACGAGAGUGGCGACGGGGAAGACGUUGCCGCGAAUGGGCGCACAUCAACACACAAGCCUAAGCCAAAGAAUGAGAGCGCGCAAAACCCAAGCGACGACGAGUCUGGCGAUGAAUCUGGACAAGACUCGGACGACAGCGAGGAGUCGAAGCCCAGAAAACGCAAAGAUACCGGCCCGCAGCGAGAGCAAAGUAGAUCACGGUCCAAGUCGCGCACACGCCCAACCGCUGCAGAAGUGAAAGCCAAAGAACUGCGCGAUAAGCGUAGGAAAAAAGAGGUGCGGCUGAACAAGAUUACGUCAAUUUCGGGAGCAGGCGACAGCCCGGCAAGCAACAAAUCCAUGACUUGCUAUAACUGUCAUCAACCUGGACACAGGGCUACUGACUGCUCACGACGCAAGUCUGGUGUACGUAGCAAAUAA